This is a messenger RNA of Schistocerca piceifrons (Central American locust), 2826 nucleotides long. RefSeq lists its product as uncharacterized. Bases 1 to 2826 code for a protein of 941 amino acids. The transcript is spliced from 13 exons. The record is from RefSeq and is a predicted model, not a curated record. Lineage: Eukaryota; Metazoa; Arthropoda; Insecta; Orthoptera; Acrididae.
AUGCCCAUAGUGAGCGGUGAUCAGCAACAAUGUGUGGGCAGCAGAAGUGUUGCUGUGGAGCAACAGUCUAGGCUUGAACACAUGAUCCGCCAGGGAGGUGGAUGCUCACAGAAUAAAGGUGUCCAGAAGAGCACAAAAAGUGACAAUCAGCAAACACCAGCUACUGUGGACAUCAACGAAACGUUAACUGUCUCACCUGAAGAUGAAAGUGAAGAAAAUGCGGACGAUGAAAAGACUGAAUCUGCUGUCGAAGACCAGCCCAGUGAACAGCACGAAGCACGAGCUCUUGAACAACAGGAUGACAAUGAAGAAGAAUCCUCCUCAGAAGACAGUGGCAGAAAGUAUUAUCCAGCGAGGAUUUCUCCGACUCCACCAGACGAGGCACGUGAUUAUUCAGAGAAAGAAAUCACUAGCGAGACUGAGACUAGUGAGGACGAUUCGAAAGUUGUAUUUCGGAAUGACUUGAUGCCACAGCAACAGUAUGGUUUUGAUGGUAGUAUGAGAGGGAUGUGGAGCAAUCCGUAUUCAAUCUGUGCCGAUUACACUGCAUAUUUACAAAGGCAAAAAACUCUGAGUGAAGAAAAAGAAGAAACUGAACCGCAUGUCCGAAACAUAUUCCAAGAAAUAAAAAGUUGGGAACUUAGGGAAUAUAUGGAGGCCGCUAAGCGCCCUCCCCCGAGGAGAUAUAAUCAGCCAGAAGUUACAAGGGUCAACCGGCAGCCGGUUGGCAACGUUGACAAGCAAAAGACCUCAGACGAUAAGACGGUGAGUGAGGAGCAGACACUAAUUACACCCAGCGUUACUGAUAGCGUAGACUUGGAAAAUGAAUUCAAGUUACGUCAGAUUUGUGUUGAUGAGAAAGAAUUGAGCGAAAAGCAAGCGGAAGCCACAGGGAAAAUUAGUUCACAUCGUUAUAGCAAGAUAAAAUACAUUCGAAGGCAUUCUAAAAGUAUGGAUAAAAGGCAGUUUAUGGUGGUUUCAACAACGUACCGUGCACAGAGUGAGGCAUGUCUGCCGUCAUCAACAGCUAAUCAGGAGCACCACAUCGCGGAUGAUGAGACACGGUCUUCUUCCGCAGCAACAAACAUUAAAAGCGAGAUUCAAUCUCACGAAGAAACAGUUUCUAAUGAAAAAUACACGGAAGAGAUGCAAGCUUCACAGUAUCUACAUGGUCAGAAAUUACAAGAGAAGCCACAACAGUCUAUUGCUACGGAAAAGGAGUUGGCAGAAAAGCCACAGUCUCAGCAAAUUAUUGCUGACAAUGUCACUGACCAAACAGCUGCGAGCCUCCAAAAUACGGAUAUUACAGAGGGUCAGUACCAGAAACUAAGACCCACAGCGAACCAGAACCAGUUGGUAUCAGCAGAAAAGAUCAAUUACCAAAACGAGCUGCUGACAGAUGAGCAGACAAAUCUUAAAGGAAAAAAUGACAAAGCUUUGAAUACCCAUACAGAGCUUGGAUAUGCCUCUAUCACCCCACAUGAGGCCAGCUCUACAAUGACUCCGGAAGAGGCCUACGCGUUACUUUUGGAAGACAGUCACUACGAACAGUCAGUAGCCAACCAGAGCCUAGACCGCCCGGAUUUUUUGAGACUGGUCCCUUCAUUUUACGAGAAUGGUGGCACACUGCGCCCAAAUUUUGUAGUAGAUAAAGAAGGAGGUGAAGCUACUGGCAACGUGCCACCAAAGGGCACAGAUAUCGAGGACGACUCUUCUUUGGAUGAGCUGACUGAUAGUUUUGAUAUUGUUAAACAAGAUAUCAGCGUUAUUCGGGAGGAUAUACUCCGUCGCGCAGAGCGAUACGGCCGCCAUGUUAACACAGACGUGAUUAACGACCAGCGCCCGCUUCCGCCGCAGAUCCAAGAUCCACCUGAUCUGAUUCAGCACAAAGACAUAGAUAAAGAAAAGCAAGACGUGGAGAAAGAAAACGAAGUCUCUGACCAGCAACCUGUGGUACCAGUUGCAAACGGCAUCUCUAACGGCGAGGAUUCUAAUGGUGAACCUCUUAAAGAGCUUGACAAUGUUGUGGAAGACGAGAUUGGUCCGGAAAUUGACUAUGAAGUACCGCAGGAGCAAAGUAACAUAAUCCAAGCAGCCAUCAAGAACUACCUCCGCACAUUUGGAAUUCCUGUCCAUCGAGUGAUCAGCGUGUUAUUCGUUGAAGGCGAUCCUUUGGUACCUGAUGAAAACUCUGCCAAUGGAGAACAUGCCAUUGGAGAACAACUCAAUAAUGAGGAUUCCUCUGAGCAGAAAGAUAACCCAAGUCCUACGGAUGAUGGGGCACCACACAGCGAUGAGGAAACGGACGAAGAUCCUGAAGAAGAUUUGAGGCAUAAAGACAUUAAGAACAGAAAGAACCCUGCUAGCCUACUAAUGGCUAUGGGAGCAGACCAGUCAGAUAUAGCAAAUGAAAUAAAUGUUGGAACAAAGAACAUAGUUGCGCACAGUUGGGUUACUCCAGAGCAUGUGGAGCAGAUGCAGAAAGAGAUUGAUGUGUGGUUCAUUAAAAACAAGCACCAGUAUCUCUCUCUGGUAAUAAGGAAUAUGAGGCUUUUGCAAGCACUUGAAAGAAGGGAAACAGAUAGCACCUGGAUGGAAUCAGAAAAUACUGCAGAGGACAGACAGAAGGCCAUUGAUAAUAUUAAUAGUGUUGCAGAUGUGAGUAAUGAAGUGGUACAGAUGCACUUAUUUCUGAAGGAUGCAGGUUCAUCACCACCUUUAGUGGCACUGCCUCCUCAGAAGCAGGACGUGGAUAUGAGGGAAAGGAGAAAAAGUGGUUUUAAGACUACUUAUUGGGUUGACAAGGAUAAAUUCUUUCAGGAGUGA